CAAAAGACAUCCCCCGGAGGUUUAGUUCCGUCAAAUCGUCAUUUACAAGCAGGACGUCGUUCUGCGUCCGGCGCCUGUGAAUCGUCUCCCGUUCCGGUUAUAACACCGUUUUCCAGGCACUCCCGAUCUCAAAGGCGUACUAUUGCUCAAAGCUUUUGGGUUAACUUGGGACUCAAAGCGAUCUAAUAAAUAAACAGCGCACUUUUCAAGUGAAGAAAAAAAGAAGUGAGGAAAAGCAUAAAAGCUUACCUUCUAAUUCCCUUGUGGAAUGUAUAACUCCAACUGGUGACCCAGGCGGGACACCACUCGACAACUGUCCCACGAGGGUCAUUUUCACUUUGGAUGGACUUCGUAACUCGCUUAAGUGUCGCCUAGGAACUAUAGUGAUGAAUGUGGACAUUUUUUGUCUGUUUAAUAUAUCUCUUCGUUGUUUUGGCAUGCAUCAUAUGACUCUGUUUAGAUGAUUAUGUACUUUGCGAAUAAAAACAGUUAAAAUAUUAUCAAAGGAUUUGUUUUUAGUACUAUCGCAAUCAUUUGACAUCUCAAAAAACAUCGUGUUAUUCAUCCCAAAAUCUCAUACAGGAUGGAAAAACAAGAUUGAAUUAAAAAACAUCUAGUAAAGAUGAAGUCCGAAGUUUACAAGUUGUAACAGACGGUUAAAAACAAGCGAUCUUAAACCAGGACUAUCAGCACAAUCAAUUUCCUCUAAUCCAUCAAGAAUCAAUAGCUUUGCAAAAAAGAGAAUAAAAACAUUGCUAAGUUGUUGCUAGUGGCUGUAAACAAUAAGUCGAUCGCCGUACACGGCCAAACAUCGAGUGGAGGAUUGCAAAAGUGCGAACCGAGCACCGUGUGACGUCACCAUCCCCAACACGUGGUCCAAAGCUGAAGAGGGCGGGCGCUGAGAGGACUCACUAAAGAUCUCAUUGUUGUUGGAAAGUCCCAGGCGCUCGCUUGAUCUAUCGCCGUGAGGCUUACGACAAACGAGUUAAGAUGAUGUUCGGGUUGCAAGAUCCUGGCCUCCAGCCCAGGGGGCCCAUGGCCACUCUCAAAGAAGAACCUCUCACAUCUGCCCAACUGGGCAGUGUUCGAACGGGAUGGAUGCAACCGACGAUGAUUGACCAGACAGCCGGAAGUGUUGGUCUAGGUCGAGCACAUUUUGAAAAACAGCCCCCAAAUAACCUCAGAAAAAGCAAUUUUUUUCAUUUUGUCAUUGCAUUGUAUGAUAAAGCUGGUCAGCCCGUUGAAGUUGAAAGAACAGCUUUUGUGGGUUUUAUAGAAAAAGACCAGGAGGAAGAAGGUCAAAAAACAAAUAAUGGUAUUCACUACAGACUACAGCUGCUGUUCGCAAAUGGAGUGCGGCAGGAGCAAGACCUAUAUGUUCGACUAAUAGACCAUCAAAGAAAAAAGGCCGUCCCUUAUGAAGGCCAAGACAAAAACCCCGAAAUGUGCCGAGUUCUUUUAACACAUGAAGUAAUGUGCAGUCGGUGCUGCGACAAGAAGAGUUGCGGAAACAGGAACGAAACCCCUUCAGAUCCUGUGAUAAUUGACAG
This is a messenger RNA of Parasteatoda tepidariorum (common house spider), 1550 nucleotides long. The record is from RefSeq and is a predicted model, not a curated record. NCBI's taxonomy places the organism in Eukaryota, Metazoa, Arthropoda, Arachnida, Araneae, Theridiidae.